This is a messenger RNA of Linnemannia hyalina, 681 nucleotides long. Lineage: Eukaryota; Fungi; Mortierellomycota; Mortierellomycetes; Mortierellales; Mortierellaceae. The record is from the annotation of a GenBank genome assembly.
AUGACCUCUGCAGCACCAACUCCGUCGCGACGAGUUCCAGCAGAGCUUAGAUUCAGUCUACCAGGACCAGGACCAGGACGCAGGAACAUGAGAUCUGCACGGGAUGGAGAUACAGGACGUAGACUCACGGUGACUGAGAUCCAAAAGCUGCUCGUCAUACCCAAUACCCUCGUCGCUCAAAAUGGUCACGGGAAAUCAAAACCCGGCGCUCGGAUCGCCCCUCCACGGCCAUUCGUGGAGCGGCACCGCAACGGAGAUCAGGUUGAGGAUGCGAAACCCAAGUUGACGGUAACAAAACUUCAGAAGCAGUUCGUUAUACCACAAGGCCUCGUAACCCAAAAGCAAUACGACAAGAAGGUUCCAGGACGAACGACCAAUUCGUUUGCCAAAGGAAGUUAUGCAAGGAGGCUUGUUGAAAUGAUGCCCUACCAUCGGUCUGAGUAUUAUAUAUGGGCCAAUGCAACCAUUCGAAAACUCAAACUCUUGGGGUCUUCAGAGCCUAUCGCCGUGAUAGAAGUUAUGUCGAUUUCGAGAAAUAUGCGUCUUCAAUGGGCCAAGUGCAAGGUGAUUUCCAGCAACACGACCAAGCCUCUCUUUGGACUCUCCUCUAUAAGGACACGAUCGGUCGGCAUCACUCUCUCGAUCUGGCUCUGGAGACUCGGACGGGAUGCCGAUCAAUGA